Messenger RNA from Centropristis striata (black sea bass), 1873 nucleotides. It is a transcript of the gene pphln1, whose product is annotated as periphilin 1. Gene Ontology annotation, biological process: protein localization to heterochromatin; negative regulation of gene expression, epigenetic; negative regulation of DNA-templated transcription. The record is from RefSeq and is a predicted model, not a curated record. The transcript has 12 exons. Gene Ontology annotation, cellular component: nucleoplasm. Lineage: Eukaryota; Metazoa; Chordata; Actinopteri; Perciformes; Serranidae. The coding region runs from base 103 to 1335 and encodes 410 amino acids.
UUACCGCGUAGCUAGGCUAGGCUAACUGACGAGGAGAUUGUGUUGAAGAUCGUAUUUCCUCUUUUCCACCCAGAUUCACAGAUAGAGGUCCCCGAGUCCAAAAUGUCGCACAGGAGAGACAGGAGCAUACGAGAGAUGUACGACGAUCACUUUUUACCAGAGAGGCCGGGUCCAUACCCCCGGGGAGCCGGGUCGGUGGAGAGGAGAGGCCCCUUCGGCAGACCAGAAGAUGACUACAAUCGUGGUGGCUACCAGUAUGAAGGAGGGCCACGCUUCUUCCCCAAUGGAGGAGGCCCACGAAAUUAUUAUGAAGAUCAGAGGAGCUACCAUGGUGACAACAUUCAUUUCCCCUCUGAACGCAGAGCUGGUCCACCUUCGCGGAGGGAGGAGUAUCCCUACAGAGGCCCCAGGGAGGACCCACACUCAGGACGGCCCAUAGAGUUUGGGGCCCGUGCAGCGCCUCCUCAUAACGUGAGAAACCAGGGCAUCUACCCAGCACCCAGAUCACUCCCGGAGGGUGGAGAAGACACACUAGUGCAGGCCAUCCUCAACCUGGACCGAGGCGAGGACAGAGAGCACUUCAGGAGGAAGGCGGCUCCGUUCCCUCCUCUCAGGGAGCGGUCUCCUGUGCGCCGCGACGUGGCCCGAUCCCCCCACAGUCGCUCCGGCUCAAGCGUCAGCAGCAGGGGCUACUCUCCAGACAGAGCCAAGGGUCUGCCAUUUCCCUCACAGCAAGGCAAGAGUGUGGAUGGUCCAGAGGGUCACGCAGGUGCUUCUGAGCCCCUUUGGGGGGCGCUCUUUCCUCAACAGAGCGGACAUGAAACUUUGGGGUAUGAAGAGACUUAUUCUCAGAGCAGGAUGGCUGACAAAAUUCCUGGGCUGUCAAGAGAAGGCUCCCCACACAGUGCAACCUCAAUCAAGGAGGACAACCAUCCUCCAGAGGGAGAAAAAGAGGAGCUACCGAUGCUUCCAUUGGUGGAGGAAAGCCAAAAGUCGUCUUCAGACAACUUCCAAGAACGACGAGCCCUGGCCAUUGCUGCCAAAGCUCAGGAGAUAGAGAAGGUGUACCGGCAGGACUGCGAGACAUUUGGCAUGGUGGUUAAGAUGUUGGUGGCUAAAGACCCCAACCUGGAGAAGCAGCUGCAGGUUCCCCUCAGGGAGAACCUUGGGGAGAUCCGGGAACGUUGCCUUGAGGACCUCAAACACUUCAUCCACGAGUUGGACGAGGUGGCCCGGCAGCCAGAACCUUCAGUCUGUGACUCGACCACCCCUUCGAUGGCCCUGACGGGUCAUAAACUUUCAAAGACAGGAGUCAAUCACAGCUCGUCUUACUGACACGUUGGCCAUCUGCUCUCUGUGAAACGGAGCAUUGGAAGGAUUGACUGCUGAUGGAUAGAUUGAAGAGACUUUGGAUUGCUGGACUUGAACCGAUUUUACACCACAGCAACCUAAAGAACAAUUUCACAGAGAGGAAGCAGUGUUGCACCGUGUGGAGAUGAACAGUGUUAGUUUUGAACAGAUAUUUUUUUUUACCUUCAAGUUCUCUGUUGAAAUAUGUUAAUUAUAAAAUAUUGUGUUUUUUUCUGUCAUGUUGGCAAAGAAAACACUUUUUCUCUAGUUCAAAAAGUCUCACAUCAAGUGGAAAUGGUUGACAUUGGUUUCUGUUAUUUAACCUGUUAAAAAAUAUGUUGUUGAGAUUAUAAAGUCCAGGAGCAUGAUCAGACAUUUCUAAAAGAAAAAGCCGAAAAGCCAGUGCUUUGUUUUGUAGAAUCUUUGGUUAUGUACAUUUUUAUUUUGUAGCAGUCAGAUGUAUGACUUGGUGCUGCUAAAUUUACAGUUCUACAUUCUCGUAUAAAUUUGUACUGUCGAGAAA